AGACAUCUUUUGACCCCACACUCAGUCUCAAUAAUGGAUGUGUCAAAUCCAGCAAAAAAAUUGAAAGUUGAUCAUGUAGAAGAGUACAGUUUGAGAUGUAAUGAUACCCCUGAGCAGGAAUUGACUAGUUCACCUAUUGUACAAAAUGGAAAACCUACUGAUGUGCAGAAUGGAAAAUCUGAUGAGCAAAACUUUGAAAAGUUUGUUGAUGAAGAAUAUUUCAGUUCAUAUGCUGACACGGAGGUUCAUCGAACAAUGAUUGAAGACCAGGUGCGGACGGAUGCGUACCAUAAAGCUAUCAUGCAAGACCCAAGUUUUGUCAAAGAUAAAAUUGUCUGUGAUGUUGGCUGUGGUUCUGGCAUCUUGAGCUUGUUCUGUGCUCAGGCUGGAGCCAAGAAAGUUUAUGCCAUUGAGGCGUCUCAAAUUGCUAUGCUUGCCAAGAAGUCAGUCAUUGCUAAUGGAUUUGAAGACAUCAUCACUGUUCUUGAGGGAAGAGCUGAGGAUGUGGAGCUACCAGAGAAAGUUGAUGUGAUAGUGAGUGAGUGGAUGGGCUACAUGAUGCUGUAUGAAACCAUGCUGCCUUCAGUGCUGCACAUCAGGGAUAAGUGGCUCAAGCCGGGAGGCGUGAUGUUUCCAGAACGCGCGGUGCUCAAAGUAGCAAUGGGGGAAGCUUCGUGGAUCACUAAAUAUGAAGAGAACACUUAUGACUUCUGGAUUGCGCUCAACCCCAUGUAUGGCUUGGACAUGACGCUCUUUGCUGACCAUGCCGUAGAAAAAUACAGCGAGUACGCACACGUGUUCAUGAUGCCACAGAAGGACGUAUUAAGCCUACCAGCAACUGUAUGCGACUUUGACCUGAACACUGUCACAGCCGAGCAACUUUUGAGUGUCAAGGCUGACAUCAAACUGUCCAGCAUGGGAUCCCGGCGGCUGAACUGCCUCGUCUUCUGGUUUGACGUCUUCUUCCCUGGCGGGGUGAAACUCUCUACUUCCCCGGACCUCGAGGACACCCACUGGCAAAACACAGUUCUCCCUCUACCGCCCACCAAAGUUGUGCAAGACACAGCGUUUUCUGGAGAGGUAACAAUUGCGCAACACAAGAAGCGUUCCCUUGACAUCAGACUGAGGUAUUGUGUGGGUGAUAGCGAGAAAAUGCUCUCCAAGAGGUAUAGGCUUGAUGAGAAUUGUACAGAGUUCGAGUGAUGUAUACCGAAAUCUAACGUCCAAAAUCAAUAUGAAUAUCGUGAGGAAUAGAUCUCAAGUUUUUAUAUUAACCUACUCAUUUUAUUUCAAUUUAAUAAUGAAGGUAAUUCCCGAAAUUUUCCAUUACAAUUAUGAAGUUUUAGGAAACAUUAAAUUCAUCUUGCAAACUGUAAGAAUUUGUGGCUAGGAAUGUAUCUUCGAGAUUUAAAGACGCAAUUUGCAUUUAAUGAAUAUGAAACGUUUCACUUGAUACAGUAGAGCUGUCCACAAUUCAUUGGACAAUGUAGUGGUGUAAUUAUUUCUAUUAAAGUUUAUCACUUUUC
Molecule: messenger RNA, 1526 nt
Organism: Hyalella azteca
Lineage: Eukaryota; Metazoa; Arthropoda; Malacostraca; Amphipoda; Hyalellidae
Product: protein arginine N-methyltransferase 6
Exons: 5
Coding region: 34-1203 (389 amino acids)
Biological process (GO): peptidyl-arginine methylation
Molecular function (GO): protein-arginine N-methyltransferase activity
Source: RefSeq, a predicted model, not a curated record